Messenger RNA from Gaeumannomyces tritici R3-111a-1, 1366 nucleotides. RefSeq lists its product as hypothetical. Gene Ontology annotation, molecular function: structural constituent of ribosome. The transcript has 3 exons. Lineage: Eukaryota; Fungi; Ascomycota; Sordariomycetes; Magnaporthales; Magnaporthaceae. Gene Ontology annotation, cellular component: ribosome; mitochondrial small ribosomal subunit. Gene Ontology annotation, biological process: translation. The record is from RefSeq and is a predicted model, not a curated record. The coding region runs from base 72 to 1226 and encodes 384 amino acids.
GUUUGGGGAUAUUCGUUGGAGCAGGACGUCGUAAGAGCUGCCACUGAAGGCCACCGAGGCAGCAAAUCAACAUGAUAGUGAGAAAUGUAGCUAUUCGCCACGGCCGGGCCGCGGUCGCCGCAGCAUCAAGGCAAUGCCUUUGCGGCUUAUCAACCUCGUCCACUUCGUUUCCCCCCUCGGCACCACCUCCGCCGCCGCUCAACAAUGCCGCCCCCACACCCAAGCCAUCCACAGCCCCGGCAGCGGUCCCCCGCGUGCGCGACCCGAAGCUGCAGGCUCGGUUCGGCAAGGCCAAGUCCAAGCGGGAGCCGGACCGGACGGCGUUCGACUACGACGCGACGCAGAGGUGGAAGCGCAAGAUGGAGAACGUCGGGUCCCUGGUGACGCGCAAGUACGUGCCGGGCGACCUCCUCAAGGACCCCCCGCGGCCCAAGGACGUGACGCUUGAGCUGCUCAUGGCGUCGCAGUGCCACAUGGGCCACCACAAGAGCCUGUGGAACCCGGCCAACGCGCGCUACAUCUACGGCGUGCGCCAGGACAUACACGUCAUCAGCCUCGAGCAGACGGCGGCGCACCUGCGGCGCGCGGCGCGCGUCGUUGAGGAGGUGGCCUACCACGGCGGCCUCAUCCUCUUCGCCGGCACGCGCGCGGGCCACCUCGACAUCGUGGUGCGCGCCGCCGAGCUCGGCGGCGGCUGCCACCUCUUCACCAAGUGGGUGCCCGGCGCCAUCACGAACCGCGACGUGAUCCUCGAGGGCGCCGGCAUCAAGAUCGUCAACGAGCUCGACAAGCCGCUCGACGGCUUCGAGGAGCACCUGCGCGACCGCCGCCCGCUGGCCCCGGACCUGGUCGUCUGCAUGAACCCGCACGACAACUACACGCUCCUGCACGAGUGCGUCACGGCCCAGAUCCCGACCAUCGGCGUCAUCGACACGGAUGCGGACCCCACCAAGGUCACGUACCCCAUUCCGGCCAACGAUGACAGUCUGCGGAGCAUAGCCGUCAUUUGCGGUGUCCUCGGCAGGGCCGCAGAGCAGGGCCAGAAGCGCAGGCUAGAGGCCGCCGCGACCGGCAUCGUCGCGUGGGAGAACCCGACCGACGUCGCGAAAUUCUUGAGAAAGGAGGCUGCUGCGGCCGAAGAUGCGGCGAAGGAGGAGGUUGCCAGCGAUCAGCAGGUCGAGGCCGAGCUGCUCGCCGCCGAGGAGAUCAAGCGGCUGAUAUUAUAGACGGCCGGCGGUGUAGCGCAUCUCAUUCUUGCUGGUCUAUGUGUAUACCACCGUUGUCGCUUUGUCAUGUCCGCUCCCUCUGAUACGCGCCACCGAUCAGCUGACCAUGUAUUUCCCGUGUGUCAAAAGGUACUUUCAUA